AUGUCUUCGUAUGCGGCUGAAAGGUCAGACUAUCAUCUCGAUAACCCAGGAAGUGGCAUCAACAGCCAUGUCGGAGCGACUGCUGGAACACCUGCACCGCAGACCAACAGACUCGAUACAAAACGGACUCAGAACAUGGGCACAUCAAGCACUUCGACAGUACAUGCGGUAGAGCUCAGAGGAUUAGUCCUGGCACUGCAGAUAAUUCUCGACACGCCGCCGACGUCUGUACCGCCGAAUAAACGCGCCGUUAUAUUCACCGACAACCAGGCUGCAUCCAAGCCAUCCGAAACCCCAAGCAUUCGUCCGGCCAGUACAAGUUGGUCGAAGCGGUACAAGCGCUUGACGAGGCCCAAAGCCAAGGAUGGCAGGUGCGAUUUCGAUGGAUCCAGGGACACGUCGGAGUGCACGGUAACGAUGCGGUGGAUCAAACUGCGAAAGAUGCUGCUAAGGUUGAUUUGA
Molecule: messenger RNA, 462 nt
Organism: Penicillium digitatum Pd1
Lineage: Eukaryota; Fungi; Ascomycota; Eurotiomycetes; Eurotiales; Aspergillaceae
Source: RefSeq, a predicted model, not a curated record